AUGGCCUCAAACAGUAGGUCAAACUUUAUAUUCAACAAUGUCAGGUGGUUUAUGGCUGCACUCCACCAACAUUUGUUAGAAAAGAAUGGCUCAAUCCAAGAGGGGGGUGAAUUGGAAGAGGACAUCGACAACAGAAUGGUGAACUAUUUUGUAGAAGAGAUCAAAAGGAAAAACAAAGUGGACAUUAGUGGCAAUCCUAGGGCUCUAAGGAGGUUGAGAACUGCAUGUGAGAGGGCAAAAAGGACACUCUCUUGUGUUGUUACCACCAAAGUUGAUGUUGAUGCUAUAUUUCAAGGCAUAGACUUCAACUCUUCAAUCAAUCGUGCAAGGUUUGAGGAAAUUAAUAUGGAGCUGUUUGAAGAGUGCAUUGAGACAGUAGAGAAGUGUCUUACUGAUGCUAAGAUGGACAAAAGCAGUGUGCAUGAUGUUGUCCUUGUUGGUGGCUCUUCUAGAAUUCCCAAAGUGCAGCAGUUAUUGCAGGCUUUCUUCAAUGGUAAAGAUUUGUGCAAGAGUAUUAACCCUGAUGAGGCUGUUGCUUAUGGCGCAGCUAUGCCAAGAGGUUGA
Messenger RNA from Cajanus cajan (pigeon pea), 564 nucleotides. The record is from RefSeq and is a predicted model, not a curated record. Lineage: Eukaryota; Viridiplantae; Streptophyta; Magnoliopsida; Fabales; Fabaceae.